AUGAAACAUAAGGAUAGGAAGCAAUUUUUGGACUGCAUUAAAAAAGACCUUCAGGAAGUGGAAGAUUCUAAUUCAUUUGAUACAGUAAAAGAAGGAAAAACUCAAGAAAUCCUUGACAAAUGGAAGGAAUGGACUGCACUGGUAAAGAACUUGAAACAAGAUUGUGAACAUGCCAAGAUUGGGUAUCUGCAGGUAAAGCAAAUAAAUCAACUUGCAACUGGGAGUGGUGCUACAUACAAUGACAACCACAUAACAUCAGGAAAAUGUUGUCGAGAUGUGAAUGAUAAAGAGGCUAAUACAAAAAAGGAAAAUAAUAUUUCCAGUAAUGAUGAUCUCAACGAAACAAUAGAAUUUGAAUAUGAUGAACUAAGGGAAUUAGAACAGCAAAUAACAUCCAGUUCAUUAAGUGAGUGGAAUGUAGGCACAGUUAAUGUUUCAAAAAAAUUUAAAGAAUAUCGAAGACAAUUAAUAACAAGUGUUAGGCAGAAAAAAAGAAAAUUGAUGUGGAACAAUACAUUUGAACUAUUGGCCUUAUCAUCAAUAAUUGUAAUGUGCUGGCCUUGUCCCUACUCUACAUUUACAAGUUCUGAAUGGCUACAAGUUCUUAAUUCGAAUCCAUAUAAAAUUAUGCAGCCCGUUUUAACAGAUUCACUCUUAACCACUUUAUAUAAAGCAACAAAUGACUUUUCACUUGAUCCAUUUAUUAAAGUUAUUUUUGGUGGAGAAUACACACCUUACAGCCUGGAAUUAAAUAAAAGCGUAGGUGGAAAACAAAGACCAGAUUUUAGCUGUGUAGUUGAUAACAUUGCGAUAUUAAAUUCCGAGAUCAAGCCUUUGGGGUACACUCAGUUGAGGAAAGAUCAAGACUUUGUAAAAGUACAUCUUAAAGGAAAGAAUUCAAUUAACAAAUUACUAGAAAAAGGAGGAUCCAACAAAUCAAUGGCUUUUUUAAAUAUGGGAGAUACCAUAGAAUUGUUUAAAAUUGAUUUAGCAUAUGAUGGUGUAUAUAGAUCAUGGCCAUGUCUUAAAAACAAAAUAGCAAUUGAUAAAGGAUCUUUUCCUUUGAUCGUAUUGACAUUUUCCCAUUUUGUAAUAAUGGAGCAAUAUGUUAGUGAAAUUGUAAAUGACUAUGAAAAUCGACCACCACCUGAACAGAUUGAAGAGUUGAA
Molecule: messenger RNA, 1169 nt
Organism: Entrophospora candida
Lineage: Eukaryota; Fungi; Glomeromycota; Glomeromycetes; Entrophosporales; Entrophosporaceae
Source: the annotation of a GenBank genome assembly